AUGAUGUUAGGUUUCCCAUGUUUAAUGUAUUAUUUUUGGAUUUGUCUAGAGUAUCAUCAAGGCCAUUUAAUUUAUCCAACUCAUCUCUCAGAAUUCAAGCCUUGGUUUAUUCAAGAGAUUUGGACAAAGAUUGUUCAAGAUGCUUAUCCUACGCGUUGGGCUAUUCAAACGUAUAUGGGUUAUGUUGUGUUUUCCUUCAUUCUUGCUUAUGUCAUGCCUGGUCCUAUUGUGGAAGGUUUACCUAUCCCUUCAUUGAACGGUAAAAGAUUGAAAUAUCUUUGUAAUGGCCUUUCAUCUUGGUAUUUUACCUUGGCCUUUUCUAUUGUUUGUCACGUCACAGGCAUAUUCAGAUUAAGUAAAAUCAUUGAUCAUUUUGGUGAAUUGAUGACAGUAGCUAUGCUUUGGGGAUUUACAAUGUCUACACUUGUCUAUGUUAUAAGUGCAUUUAUGGGUAAAACACAUCGUAUGUCAGGUAAUUUCGUUUAUGAUUACUUUAUGGGUGCUUGCUUGAAUCCAAGGAUUGGCCAUGUAGAUCUUAAGAUGUGGGCUGAAAUCAGACUUCCUUGGCCAGUUUUAUUUUAUUUAUCACUCUCUUGUUUAUUGAAGCAAUAUGAAACAUAUGGUACCGUUACCGCACCUGCUGUCUUUAUGGUAUUGGCACACUUUUUAUAUGCGAAUGCUUGUCAAAAGGGAGAAGAAUGUAUUCCCACUUCUUGGGAUAUAUUUUAUGAGUGUGAUGGUUUUAUGCUUAUUUUCUGGAAUAUGGCAGGUGUCCCAUUUACUUAUUGCUAUUCCUCUAUUUAUUUAAUGAAAUAUCAAUUAACUACGGGCAAAGCCAUUACACAUAAUUGGCCAUACACCAUUGCUAUCUUUACAUUACUUUUAGUGGGUUAUUAUAUCUUUGAUACUGGUAAUUCACAAAAGAAUCGUUUCCGUAUGGAACAAAAUGGUUCAUUUAUCACUCGUAAUGCCUUCCCUCAAUUACCUUGGGGUCAUAUCAAGAAUCCUACAUUUAUUGAAACAAAGCAUGGUAAUUUAUUACUCACCUCUGGAUGGUGGGGUAUCGCUAGAAAGCCUCAUUACACUGCUGAUUUAAUGAUGUCUAUCUCUUGGGGUCUCAUCACUGGAUUCUCUUCUUUCUUGCCAUACUUUUAUUUCUGCUUCUUCUUUUGUGUUUUAGUUCAUCGUGUAUCUAGAGAUAUGGAACGUUGUGCUCAAAAAUACGGUGCUGAUUGGGAAGAAUAUUGCCGUCGUGUUCCAUAUAUUUUUAUCCCUUAUGUUUAUUAA
Messenger RNA from Cokeromyces recurvatus, 1287 nucleotides. Its product is annotated as ergosterol biosynthesis ERG4/ERG24. Gene Ontology annotation, biological process: ergosterol biosynthetic process. Lineage: Eukaryota; Fungi; Mucoromycota; Mucoromycetes; Mucorales; Mucoraceae. Gene Ontology annotation, molecular function: Delta24(24-1) sterol reductase activity. The coding region runs from base 1 to 1287 and encodes 428 amino acids. The transcript has 3 exons. Gene Ontology annotation, cellular component: endoplasmic reticulum membrane. The record is from RefSeq and is a predicted model, not a curated record.